UAAGCAAAAGAAAGAAAAAAAAAGCAAAGCAAUGUCGCUUAAUUCGCGCUUAGCACUUCGCGAAGAGGACAUCAUAAGAAUCUCUUUGGAAUUUCUUUCCAAUCGUGAACUUCACAUUUCGCAAUUGUCUUUAGAGCGUGAAACUGGCGUUAUUAAUGGAAUUUAUUCCGAUGAUGUUUUAUUUCUACGGCAAUUGGUGCUUGAUGGGCAAUGGGACGAUGUGCUCGAGUUCAUUCAGCCACUUGAAGCGCUCAGCUUAUUUGAUAUGAAGCUAUUUAAGUACACAAUUCUACGACAUAAGUACAUUGAACUCUUAUGUAUAAGAUCAGAAGCUGGUGGAAUUACAAUCGGCGGCCAAUCAACGGUUGAAGGGGCAGUUGAAGAAGUGGUUCAAGUGCUUUCUCUCUUAGAGAAAUUCGCACCAUCAAAAGAAGAAUAUUCGGGGCUUUGUCUCCUUCUCACGUUGCCUCGUCUCAGUGAUCAUCUCUCAUACAAGGACUGGAAUCCUAGUAAAGCUCGUGUUCAAUGUUUCAAAGAAGUGUUUCCUUUAGUCGAGAAAUUCCUUCCCAGUGACAAGAAAACAACUCAAGUUAAUAUGUGUGCAAAAAAUGAUCGUUUAAUUCAGUUGGUGAUAAAAGGCUUACUUUAUGAAUCGUGUGUGAAUUAUUGCCAGACAAAAGCAACUGGCGGUACAAGUGCCAUCAAUAAUGGCACGAGUAGUGAAACAAAAAAUGAAAUAAACUUUUGUAAAGUGCUUGAUAACAACAAUGGCUUCACUGACUCAGACUUGUCACUUUUAAGUUGGUUGCAGUCGAUUCCAACUGAUGUCUUUGGCAUUCCAUUUGAACAGAAAACAUUAAAUGUCGAUGUCGAACGUUUAUCUAAACCGGAUUUGGAAGCAAGUUGGACAGAACAUAUGCUGAUGACACCAAUUAAGCCUAAAAUCUUUCCUCAUUCCGUUAUGCCAUUUACUAGACCACGAUCAGCUGCCGAUAUCAUGACAAGAUCUUUGAUGCCGUCAUUUGAUGCGACCGUCUCUUCAGUACUUGAUCCGAAGCGUAAUGGUGAAGAAACUUUUGGAAUGUCUCGUUCAAGUUUUGCAAGUUUUCAUCUCACUGGAAUUAAGCCAUGUUCUGGAAAAAUGAUGACGUCAAGUGUAGAUCGUCUUUUUGAGAGCGAAAAUGAUGUUUUUAUAAGUAACAAUUUCAAUGAAUUUCAACCACAAGUCCUACCGUCGAUAGAUGAAAUUGCAUCGGUAAAUUCAAAAUCACCGGAACCAGUCAUGAAUAAAGAUAGUCCCAACACUUCAACAGCAAAAAGUUCUCGUCGCGAUUCUCUCAAUGACCGCGUCAUAAUAGCACAAAAUUCAUCUUAUAGCGAAGCAGAACCAACACCACCUAAUCAUUACCAACAAGCGCCUCAUCAUCUACCAAAUAUACCGAUACAAAGCCCACCAAUACACCACAUGAUGCAACAGCAACAUCAAGAAGUUAAACAAGAUUUACCAGUACGAGCGGGCAACAAUCACAUUGAUGCUUCGGCGAGGCAAGCUCCCGAUACUGGCGGUGGUGGUGAGCUUUUCGAGAAAUUUCAACAGAAACAGAAAAUUAUCAAAGACAGUUCAACGGUGGGUGGACAAAUGGGUGGCAAAAGCAGCUCAACAAAAGCGGCAAAUGGUUAUAGUGAGUUGGGGGUGAUAGAAAAGCAAGGAUUUAUCGAGAAUGAGUCGUUAAAAAAAAACUUAAAUGUAGAAUCACGAGAAACCAUAACAGUCGCGCAAGUUCUCUAUGCUCAUUAUUCAAACACCCAAAUGCAAUCUAAAGCAAGCACCUCGUCGGAAAAUGUUAGAAAUAAAAAAUAUUCAAAUGCGAAACGAUA
Messenger RNA from Clunio marinus, 1878 nucleotides. Lineage: Eukaryota; Metazoa; Arthropoda; Insecta; Diptera; Chironomidae. The record is from the annotation of a GenBank genome assembly.